Molecule: messenger RNA, 3866 nt
Organism: Gopherus evgoodei (Goodes thornscrub tortoise)
Lineage: Eukaryota; Metazoa; Chordata; Testudines; Testudinidae
Product: NACHT, LRR and PYD domains-containing protein 3-like
Exons: 12
Coding region: 239-3385 (1048 amino acids)
Cellular component (GO): cytoplasm
Molecular function (GO): protein binding
Source: RefSeq, a predicted model, not a curated record
AGUCCUGCCGGGGAUUACAUUUAGGGAGUGAAACUUCUGGAAUUUCAUCAGCUUGUGGAGAUUUGCCCACUCGAGAGGAAGAAAAGCUGAUUAUCAUCCCAACGCAGCCAGUGCUGUAGGCUGCCCUGUGCAUCUGUGGUUGAGCAUCAAGAAGAUUAAGAGGAUCAGCUCUAAUUAGGGAUGUCAGAUGUUGUUUGUAGUAGCUUUCUGGUGAAUGUUCAUUUCCUGAUAUCCAGUGAUGGGAAACCAAAGCAGCAGAAUCAGUGACCUGCUUGUACAUGCCCUCAACAACCUUACUCAGGGAGACUUCAAAAGAUUUAAAGACAAACUAUCAUACUCUGCCCUUAAGGGGAGAGGUAACAUCCCUCGAGAUUGUCUGGACAAUGCCAACAGGAUAGAUACUAAGAACCUCCUGAUGAAAUUCUAUGGUGGAGAGGCUGCAGUAGAUGUAACCAUAGAUGUUUUCACUCAGAUCAAUCUCCGAGAUUCUGCUGCUAAACUCAGAGAAGGAAAAGAGAAAGGUUACAGGAAGAAGUAUAAAGAAGAUGUUAAAAACAAGUAUGAAGUCAUACAAAAUAGGACAAGCCUUACUACUGACAGUGUGAUUCUAAACAGAAGAUAUCCGAAGCUGAUUAUUCUAGAUGACCCUCUUCAUGCAAAGGAGAGAGAACAUGAAAUAAUGGCCAUGAGUAGGAGAGACAAAGAAAUCAAGACUAAGCCAGCUUGGUCUGUAGUUACGAUGGACACCCUAUUUACAUGUGAUAAACAAGGACAAACACCACAAAUUGUUGUGCUGCUGGGAGCUGCAGGAAUUGGGAAAACGAUGACAACAAGAAAGAUCAUGUGUGAUUGGGCAGCUGGAGAACUCUAUAAGAAAAAAUUUGAUUAUGUUUUCUACAUAAACUGCAGAGAAAGAAACCUUACUGAGCAGGGAAGUGUGGUUGACAUGAUUUUAAAAAAUUGGCCUAAUACAAAUGCACCAGUUAAUGAGAUUUUGAUGAAGCCAGAAAAACUCUUAUUCAUAAUUGAUGGUUUUGAUGAACUGAGAUUCUCUUUUGAUCAGACAGAAAAUCUGUGCUCUGAUCCCUGGGAGAAGAAGCCAAUGGAAAUCAUACUGAGCAGUUUAUUCAGGAAAAUGAUUCUUCCCCAAUCCUACUUGCUGAUCACCUCAAGACCGACUGCUCUGGAGAAACUCUUGCAGUGUUUGGAAUGUUCACGUUAUGCAGAGAUCCUGGGCUUUUCUGAAGCUGACAGGAAAGAAUAUUUCCACAAGUUCUUUGGAAACAAGAAACAAGCAAGACAAGCGUUACAAUUUGUGAAAGAAAAUGACAUUCUCUUCACUAUGUGCUUUAUUCCCAUCAUGUGUUGGAUCAUCUGCACUGUUGUGAAACAACAGCUUGAAAAAGGUGAGGAUCUUGCACAAACUUCAAAGUCAGUCACUGGAGUGUACAUGCUCUACAUUUCCAGUUUAGUCAAGCCCCUCAGCAGCAAUUUGAAGCAACACAUGCAAGCUAACCUGAGGGGACUUUGUUCUUUAGCUGCUUAUGGCAUCUGGAAACGGAAGAUACUGUUUGAGGAAGCAGAGCUCAAGAAAUUUGGCUUAAAUCAAGCUGACUCUUUUCCCCUGUCUUCGAAUAAGAACAUUUUUCAAAAAGACAUUGACUGUGUGAAUGCCUACAGCUUCAUUCACUUAAGCUUUCAGGAGUUUUUUGCAGCUUUGUUUUAUGUGCUGGAGGAAGAUGAAGAAACAAUGGAAGAUUCAGAGACUCCCAAGAAAGAUAUGAAAACAUUAUUAGAAAACUAUGGAAACUCUAGAAAUUACUUAAUGUUAACAGUGCGAUUCCUGUUUGGUCUCUUAAAUGAAGAAAUAAUGCAAAUCAUGGAGGAAAAAUUUUCCUGUAAAAUUUCACCAAAAAUUAAGCCAGAUUUGCUGAAGUGGGUUCAAACAAACCAACAAAAAUAUUUACCUUUGUCCAAUGUGUAUCAGGAGACAUGUCGUAUUUAUAACCUUGAGGAGUUUCACUGCAUGUUUGAGAUGUAUGAAGAAAACUUUGUGAAAAGUGCAUUGGAUCAUGUCGUUGCACUAACGUUAGAUUCAAAUAAACUUACCCAAAUGGAUCAAAUGGCUUUUUCAUUCUGUGUAAAAAACUGUCAUAGACUGGAGUCACUUUGCAUAUCUUACUGUACAUUUGCUUUUGGAGACCAUGGGGAAGAUGUGCUUCCAAGACGACAGAAGUGGCUAUAUCAGAUACAGCACUGGAAUGAGCCGAAGCAUUCGCCUAUUUAUCUGCUCUGUCAAGUUUUGAAGGAUCCAAACUGUAAAUUAAAGAAACUAGAGCUUGUGAAUUGCUCUCUGACAGCCGCUUGUUGCAGGGAUCUCUCCUCUGUUCUCAAUACCAAAACAACCCUGACAGAAUUGGACCUGUCAGAUAAAGUCCUGGGAAACUCAGGAAUUAAACUGCUGUGUGAAGGACUGAAACAUCCAAACUGCAAAGUGCAGAAACUGAGAGUGCAAUAUUGCUGCAUUACAGGUGCUGCCUGUGGGGAUCUCACUGCUGUUCUCAGAACCAACCAGAGCCUGACAGAGCUGAACCUGAAUGGUAAUCCUCUGGGGGAUUCCGGAGUGCAGCGGCUGUGUGAGGGACUGAAACAUCCCAGCUGCAAAUUGCAAAGACUGUGGUUGGAAGACUGUCAUCUCAAAGACACUUGUGGUAGGGAUCUUGCUGCUGUUCUCAGAACCAAACAGAGCCUGACAGAGUUGGAGAUGUGUCGUAAUUAUGAUCUGAGAGAGACUGCAGUGCAACAGCUGUGUGAGGGACUGAAACAUCCAAACUGCAAAUUACAGAGAUUGAUUCUGAACCGCUGCAAGCUCACUGACGCUUGUUGUGGGGCUCUCUCUUCGGUUCUCAGCACCAGCCAGACCCUGACAGAGCUUGUCUUGGGGUAUAACGAAGUGGGAGAUCCAGGAGUGCAGCUGCUGUGUGAGGGACUGAAACAUCCCAACUGCAGACUGCAGAUAUUAAAUUUGUCUCUCUGUCAGCUCACAGCAGCUUGUUGUGGGGAUCUCGCCUCUGCUCUCAGCACUAACCAGACCCUGACAGAGCUAAAUAUAGGGGGCCACUCAUUGGGGGCUUCAGGAGUGCGGCUGCUGUGUGAGGGGCUGAAACAUCCAAACUGCAAACUGCAGAAACUAGGAUUGUGGAGUUAUGACAUCAUAGCCGAUCUUAAUGCGGGAGAUUCAAGAGCGAUGGUACUAUGUGGUGGCAUGACGUUUGUAGGCUGUGAUCUUCGGAACUUGUUAGUGAACUGUUUCGAUAUAAGCAAAGAGAAACAUCCAGAGCUGUACGCUGUGAAAAAGAUAAAACCUGAGCUAUACAUAUGGUAGGUCAGUGAUACUCAGACCUCAGUGGUUCAGGAGCCAAAUAUUUAGUUUGCACACACACACACACACACACACACCCCGCAAAUAAAUUAAUAACUUAGUGCAAGUUGAUAGCUUCAUUGAUUAAUAACAUAGUAAAAGCAUCCUGAUUGGUUAAUGACUUAAAUUGGUUAAUAAUUAAAUCAUCCAGUGUUUUAAUAUCACGUGCUGCAAAGAGCCACAGGAGACACAUAAAAGAGACAGUUGCAGCUCCUGAGCCACAGUCCAAGUAUCACUGUGGUAGGUUGAUCAGUGGGAGCCGUUGCACCAAGGUGUCUGGCUUGGCUGCCCUGCCACUCGUUAGGACAGCAGCUGGAGCAGGGGACCCAUGCCUCACCCCCAGUGACUCCAGCAGCUUAUUUCAGCAUCUGGGUGUUAAGAUAAGUUCCUGUCUGCAUCCUAAAAGACUUGCCCAUACCGGUAUUGCCCUGGCCUCUUCCUUUGU